UGUUCUAUAUUUCUUGAUAAAUUAUUGUAACUGUGCACUCACAGUUAUCUAUUUAAUAUUUUAGAAUUUAUUUUGAAGGAUUCUUUGCAAUAUUCCUUGGUUCAGUUAAAUUAAAACAUUUGGAAUGCUGACAAGAUCAAGAGCCUUCUCAACACAGGCGUUAAAAGUUGUCAACAAUGUUGCUAGGCAACAGUUUGUAGUCGGCUUGAAGGAUGCAGAAGCUACACUAAGCUAUGAACAAAAGGGGAAAGAAAUAUCAUUCAAUCAUACAGAGGUGCCUCCAGUGUUCCAAGGAAAAGGUGUUGGGAAAUUACUGGGACAGCAUGCCUUUGAAUAUGCCCUCGAAAACAAACUAGAUGUUACUUGCAGAUGUCACUUCCUAGCGAAGUACUAUCAGGAUAACAUUAAUAAGUACAAAAACCUUAAAGUGAAACUUGACUUAGAAUAGUUGUAAGAAAAUGGAAAACAUAUGGCAUAGGAGUAACAUACAUUAUUAUUUAAGAGAGAAGUGUUUUGGGAAAGCUAAGGAAAUUGCUAAACAUGCUUCAAUACAAUACAAUGAUUCAGCAGAAUUUUUAUUUUAUCACGGUUUGGCGAACAUACUUGAGGGACAGGUACAAACAGGAAUACAUGAAUUGUCGCAGCUACAAUCUGAUAAAGAUGUGCAGUUGGCUGUUGUUAUGGCAUUAAUCUAUAGCUAUAAACUAGUAAAUACUAUGGAAAGAGAUGAACUCUACAAUUUAGAAGCCAAAUUAAAAGAAGAACGGAAGUAUGCUAGUGCAAUAUCACUAUACUUUGCUGGUCUGUUCCUGUUCUUUGCAGAAAAAUAUGAGAAAGCAACAGAUUACAUCAAUAAAUCAUUGAGAAAAGAUCCCAAUUAUCUAGAAGCUAUUAUUCUAAAAGCUUACAAUGAUAUGUAUAUUAAUUUGGAUAUGCAUAAUUCUAUCUAUGACUGCUUGGAAUUGGUUUUGAGUAAAGACAAUAAAAAUAUUGAUGCUUUAUUAGCGUUCGCUAAAUUAAAAUACCUGGUUAAAAAACAUGAAGAAUCUAAUUUAACGUUAGACAAAUUAAUAGUCCAUCAUCCAAGACAAGUUGUACCUUUGAUUGAGAAAUUGAAAAAUGAAUUUGCUACACAGAAAUGGGAAUCUGUUUAUGAUACUAUUGAAAGAGUGCUAUCAUUAGAACCUACUAAUGUUGAAGCACUUAAAAUAAGAAUAUUCAUAGCAUUAUGUAAGAAUUCUGAUUAUAUAGAAGCAGUCGAUCAGUUAAAUACACUGUUUAAUGUCUUAGAGAAUGAAGAGAGUAAUAAUGCAUAUCAGUUUUACAACACUGCACAAACAUUUUCAAAAGUAUGUGGAAGAUCAAGUACUGUUAUAUCACAAGUGUACAGAUUCGCGCAAUACGCAUCGGAAAUGUAUUCCAAUAAUGUCGAUUAUUUGAGCGAAGUUGGCUACCAGUGCAUUUUACAAGGCAAAUACAAAGACGCGUUAAAUUUUUUCAAAGCAGCAAGUAAAAUAGACAGUAACUCAAUAACCGCUUUAUGCGGUUUAACUUUAUGUCAAAUGUAUGAUAAUGGUCCAACUGACCAAGUAGCGCAGCAAGUAGAAUUACUAUUUGAAAUGCAAGGAAACGACAAGUUUCCCAUACUGUAUUUACUAUCAGCAAAAUUGAAUAGCAAAAAUGCCAAUGCCAAAACAUUCUUGAACCAAGCAUUUGAAUCUCAACUGUCAUAUGCAAAUCAAUAUCCGUUCAGUUUGUUGUACAUCAAAAAUUUAGAUCCUGACUUCUUAUUGGAGGUUUACAAAGAAUAUAAGAAGCAUCUUCCUAAAAAGCCCUUUUUAAUAACCAGCUAUUUAUUAUACACCCAAGACGACAAAGAUACUUCAGCAGAGACGUGUUUGAACAUGUUGAAUACCAUAUGUAAGGCAUGUCCUGGCUUAAUACCAGCCCAUUUUGAAUUGGCCAAGUUAAGAUUCCUAUCUGGUCAGGCGUCGGAAGCGGAGAAAUUGGCUUUACAAAUUGGAGAACUUGACAAUACGCACGCAGGAAGUCAUGUCCUCUUAACUCAGAUUUAUAUCCAACAACAACAAUAUACAAAAGCCUCUCAGUGCCUUGAAAUGUGUUUGAGUUACAACUUUAAAGUGCGGGAUAGUGCUAUGUAUCAUUUUCUAAAUGGAGUCAUUUUGAAGAACACAAAUCAACUACAGGAUGCCUUGUCGUUUUUUUUGACGAGCGUACAGAUAUUGAAUAGCAAGAAUAAUAUUGGUUCGAAUAAACAAACUGACGCAGACUUGAAUAUAAUAGAUAAAGCUACAUUGUAUUUCCAAGUAAUAGAGUUGCAGACUGCAUUAGGCCAAUUUGGAGAAGCUGGGAAAACUAUGCAGGAAGCAAUACAAGAAUUCUCAUACACCUCUGAAGAGAAUCGUCUGCUAAUCGCUCGUGCGGAUAUAGCCUUAAAAAAGGGUGACGUAGACAAUGCUAUAGACACACUCAACGAUGUGAAACCGGGCCAGCCGUAUUACUUCCAAGCUCAUAGCAAAAUGGCGCAUAUAUAUCUAAAAGAGAAGAAAGAUCGGGCUAUGUUCACUAAUUGCUUCAAGGAUAUUGUCAGCAACCAUCCAAUGGCAGAUGCUCAUACUAUGAUGGGGGAUGCUUUCAUGUCCAUUUUUGAACCAAUACAAGCAGCGGAAUCGUACGAAUCGGCGCUAAAAGGCAACCCCAAAGAUAUACAACUAGUUAAAAAACUUGGCGCUGCGUUGAUGAAAAUGCAUGAAUAUGACAAGGCAAUUCAACACUAUGAAAAUGCGAUAAAACUGACCAAUGACGAUGAACUUAGGUUCGAACAUCUUGAACUUCUUAUCAAGCUAAAACAAUACGACAAGGUCGAUUCAGUUAUAUCGUCCGAACUAAACCAACCGAGCAAUAAAGAAAAAGAUACGGCAACAUUAAAAAAGCGCAUAAAACUGCUUCUAGUUCAAGCAAGAAGUAGGGAAUUGAAAAACCCCGCUACAACAAACACUAACUUAAUCCUAGCGGAAGCUAAAGAUCUGCAAAAUGCGGUGUUAAAAAGAGUAGAGAUAGACUCGAAAGCAGAUAUACAAGAAGAGAAAGAGAAGAUGUCUUCUAUUCUCUGUUUGUUAGCGAAGGUGAAAGCGUAUAAGGAACCGGCUGUUGCUACUAAUUUGCUGUCUGAAGCUCUUAUUUAUUCGCCCAGGAAUUCGGAAACUUUGUUGGCAUUGGCCAAGUUAUAUGCUCAGAUGAAUAAUCCAGAAAAAUGUGAACAGACUUGUGGAAUUCUCCUGAAUUCUGACCCUAACAAUGAAUCCGCCGCUGUUAUGAUGGCUGAUUUGGCUUUCCGGAAGGUAGAUCUAGAAACAGCGCAACGUCACUUGACCCAGAUACUAUCAGUGAAGCCAAACAGUUGGGAAGCGCUCGCGCAGCUCAUAGAAGUGCAGUGGAGACGGGGUUCGUUAGCUGAAGUGGAAUCGGCCAUAGAACGUUCUAGAGAAGCGAUCGGGAAGAAUGAGGAUCUUGGUUACUCAUACUGCGAGGGCCUAUACUCCGCGUACCAGGGCAAAGUGAACGCAGCGCUGCGGCAGCUGAACGCAGCGCGACGUGCGACACGCUGGGCGAGCGGGGCCGCGCGACGCAUGGUGCUGCUGUGCCUCGCGCAGCACGCGCCGCGGGAGGACGAUACCCGAAUUCUAGCACUGCGCACAGCAGAGAAACUGCUUCUAGAAGUUUCGCCAUCGGAGCGAAAAGGUCUACACGCACUACUGCAAUUGGCUUCAAAGCAAAAGUCGAACGCAGAGAGAGUACUGCAAGAGUUAUUGCCGUCCGUCAGCGAGGAGGGGGCACAUGACGAUCCAUAUGUUAUAUUGGCUAUAGCUAAUGCGUACAAUAUUGUCAAGCAACCGACACGCGCGAAAAAUAUAUUAAAGAGGACAAUAUCAUCUAUACCUUGGACACCGGAGAAUGCAGAUGGGUUGGAAAAAUGCUGGUUAGAAGUGGCAGACAACCAGAUAAACUCUGGUAGAACGGAUGCGGCGAAGGAGUUAUUAGCAAAGGUGCUCACACACAACAAAUCUUGCGUUUCUGCUUAUCAGUACUUGGGUUACUUAUCGGAAAAAGAGCAAAACUACAAGAGCGCGGCAUACAACUACGAAAACGCGUGGGUUCACUCGGCCAAAACCGACCUGGCCAUUGGUUAUAAACUAUCAUAUGCGUAUUUAAAACUUAAAAAGUAUCCAGAAUGUAUAGUUGUCUGUAGACAGAUACUGAAAAUACACCCAGAAUAUCCUAAGAUCAAAAAGGAGAUAUUGGAAAAGGCUAAAACUAAUUUACGAACGUGAAUUGAGUUUUUUUAAGUUAUUGAAGUUCUACUUCUUUUGGCGCGAUGGAGAAAAAUGAUGAGUGAAUUUUUACGAUGCGCGCGCACACCGACACCUAAAUUUAACGGUAUGAAGUUAGUUCUAGGUGGUAUGAAAAUUGAUAACUAUUUUCAAGUUGUAUAUGCUAGUAUUUUCCAUACGCCAAAGAAGUAUAACUUCUAACGCGUGUACAUAAGUACACACACUCUUUUUUUAAUCAAUAAGAGUUUGAGCAGCACGCACAAUUGUUUAU
Messenger RNA from Colias croceus (clouded yellow), 4623 nucleotides. Its product is annotated as tetratricopeptide repeat protein 21B-like. Gene Ontology annotation, cellular component: intraciliary transport particle A. Gene Ontology annotation, biological process: protein localization to cilium; intraciliary retrograde transport. Gene Ontology annotation, molecular function: protein binding. The record is from RefSeq and is a predicted model, not a curated record. Lineage: Eukaryota; Metazoa; Arthropoda; Insecta; Lepidoptera; Pieridae. The transcript is spliced from 13 exons. The coding region runs from base 459 to 4352 and encodes 1297 amino acids.